AUGUCCGACACGAAUCACGACGAGCGCGAUGUCACCGGAGAGGACCCCAUGGUCAACGAGGAGGGUAAUGAUGAAGAAGAGAUUUCAGCAAUGAAGAAACGCGUCGCCGAGAUGGAGCAAGAGGCGGCUAAGCUCCGCGAGAUGCAUGCUGCACUAGAGGAGAGAGGACAAGAGGUCUCAGAGGACAGAUCCGACGUUGAUAGCCGAAGUAUCUUCGUCGGAAAUGUCGACUACUCUGUCUCUCCUGAGGAGAUACAAGCUCAUUUCCAGAGCUGUGGUUCCAUUAACCGCGUCACUAUCCUGCUGGACAAGUUUACUGGCCAACCCAAAGGUUACGCGUACGUCGAGUUUACUGAACCGAGCCUCGUCGCCCAAGCGUUGGUGCUGAAUGACAGUGUCCUUAAGGGACGUAACAUCAAAGUUACUCCCAAGCGAACCAAUAUUCCGGGUCUUAGCCGUGGCCGUGGUGGCCGCGGCCGUGGCGGGUUUGGCGGUUCGGGACGAGGCUAUUAUGGUGGAAGAGGUGGGUUUGCGCCACGAGGAGGCAUCUACCGGGGUGGUUAUCGGGGUCGAGCACGAGGCAGCGGUUUUAAUCCUUACUGA
This is a messenger RNA of Daldinia childiae, 603 nucleotides long. RefSeq names its product Polyadenylate-binding protein 2. The record is from RefSeq and is a predicted model, not a curated record. Lineage: Eukaryota; Fungi; Ascomycota; Sordariomycetes; Xylariales; Hypoxylaceae. The transcript has 3 exons. Gene Ontology annotation, molecular function: RNA binding. The coding region runs from base 1 to 603 and encodes 200 amino acids.